UCCGUUUCCGUUUCGACAUGGCGGCUCUCUGUGCAAAGCGCUCAUUAGAUUUAUCCACAAAAUCUGGACAUUUAGGAUCAAAUAUGGCUUGGAUUAUCUUACAAAUGCUUUAAUUUAUUUACGAAUUGAUUUUGUUGCUUUAAUUCUUAGGCCAACAUGUUCACGCGCUGUCUGUUUACAUUUUUAGGAUGUUUUAUUCAAAGUGCGUACAGUAUUAGCUAACGUUAGCACAACAAGGCUGCAGUUUCACGCAUAUUUGCAGUGAUUCACGGUCAUCCCACGUCAUCAGCAAAAGAUCUCCAUCAUGAAUCUGACUCGUCUUCUGUGUCGCCACAAGACGGCGCUCUUCCUCGGCUCCGUUUGCAUUUUCACUAUCGUUUUACUCUUUUUGGCCAAAUGCACAUCAGAAACUCUCAAACAGUCUCACUCUGACACCCCAGGACUGGCCCCGCACGCCGGCUCUCCCCUCCUCCACCAGCAGGAGGCGCUGAAACUCCCCCCCUCCUCAGACUCCAAGAAAGACCUCUCCGCUUUCCUCGUUGUGCUCAUCACCACUGGACCAAAAUACACAGAGAGACGCAGUAUUAUCCGAAGUACGUGGCUUGUAAAACGCGAUGCCGAUGUUUUGUCUAUGUUUGUCGUUGGAAUUAACGGCUUGUCCAGCGAAGACAUGAUGAACCUGAACACGGAACAAGCCCGACACAAAGACCUGCUCCUGUUACCUGAUUUAAAAGACUCAUAUGAGAAUCUAACUUUGAAACUGGUACACAUGUACUCGUGGUUGGACCAAAACGUGGAUUUCAAGUUCGUUUUGAAAGCUGAUGACGACACAUUUGCUCGUUUAGACUUGAUUAAAGACGAGCUCAAAUCCAAAGACCCAAAUCGUUUAUACUGGGGAUUCUUUUCAGGCAGAGGUCGUGUGAAAUCAGCCGGAAAAUGGCGAGAAAGUACGUGGGAUCUUUGCGAUUACUACCUUCCUUAUGCCUUAGGAGGAGGCUAUAUCCUUUCAUCCGAUCUGGUCCAUUACAUUCGUUUGAAUUCUGGAUUUUUCAAAACUUGGCAGAGCGAGGAUGUGUCUCUGGGAGCUUGGUUGGCUCCAGUCGACGUGAAGCGAACUCAUGACCCGCGGUUCGAUACCGAGUACAAGUCUCGCGGGUGCAAUAAUAAAUAUUUGGUCACACAUAAACAGAGUUUGGAGGACAUGUUGGAGAAACAUCAAACGUUAGAACGUGAUGGGCGGCUUUGUAAAGAGGAGGUGAAGUUACGUUUGUCCUACGUUUACGACUGGAGCGUGCCCCCAUCUCAGUGCUGUCAAAGGAAGGAUGGAAUUCCCUAGGACUUUUCACGAUAUUUACAGCACAAAAGGCUUUAUAUUUACAAUGAUGACCCAGAAUCUUGAUUUGAGGAGUUUUGACUAGCGUAAAGUGCAUAUGACAGGUUAAACUACUUUUACAGUAAAACACAAUUAGCAUCUUUGUGAGAGAGGUUAAGAUUUUGCCAUAGACUGUAUAUAUAAAUGGACAUAGCUAACCUGCAUGUUCCAAACUGGCACCAAUUCAUUUUCUGUGUAAAAACUGUGUCCCCUCUCUCUGUAACUGCUGCUGUCAGACUCGUCAUUUUGGUCUUAAAUGUUCGUAUUAACCCGCUCUACAUGAUCCUGGGGUUUUUAUUUCACUAUUGUGUCUGUAAAUCAAGAUAUGAACAUUAGCAAAAACCUGAAAACCUGUCGUCUGCACCUUAAGGAGCUACAAGUUUAAUCCCAAACAAAUCAAAAAUGCAAUUUUGAAUGGAAGCAAUUAGAAAGUCUGCAAAUUCAUGAAGUGCUGUCAUUUCCUCCUCAAACGACAAAAUCUCUUGUUUCAUUCUGCAGAAAGCGCCCUACUUAAAGCUACACUAUGUAACUUUUCCCAUGGAGGAUACGUCACUUCUUUUAUCCAUGGAGAUCCUAUUAGUUUACCUGGAUUGUUCCACAGUGUGUCAUUAAACUAAUGCGUCUAGUAUGUAUUUAGUCGCUCAAAAUUCCAUGACGAACCUGUAGCUUGCCCUGAUGGUGUUGCCUGCUUGUCUCCAUGGAGAUCAAUUACCAGGAAAGUUACAUAAUGCACCUUUAAAUCAGGACUAGACUAUAAAAAAAAUACUUGAAAUGAGAAAAACUAAUCUUUGGUCAUUUUGGAUUUUGUAUUGAAUUAAAAUCUGAAAUAAUCUGAACUCGUCAAAACUACUGAAAUCAAGUCUUUAGCCGUUUGUAUUUUUCCUUUUUGUGGCUUUAGUUUCACAAUAAUACAACUUCUGAAAUGUCUUGAAACUUGUAAUUUUAAAAAUGCCCAAACCUUAAAGAGGGGGUGUUCAGCUUUCCCCCAUAACACUGUUAUUUUAACUCUGUUCCUCAUCAAAACAUGUCUGAAGAGGUCCAUGUAUGUUUGAGUAAUCUAGUGAUCUCUCCUGGGCCCUGUUCAAACCCUCCUUAUGGUUAACAGUAAGAGUCUGUACGAGGCUCCGCCCACAAGUCUACAUCACCCAAGUUCUCACACAACCAUUCUCCAUAAAUAUACAACAACAUGAUACAAAAAUGUACACCGCAACUUGACAAACCUGAUGUGAUGUGCAGUAGUUUCAUUAGUGGGAUGCAGCUAAUUCUGUUGUGAUAGUGCUCUGAAGGGGGAGGGGCAAAGGGGAGGCUCGGAGCCUCAAAUUUUCAAAACAAUGAAAUGUAACAUGGUUGUUUUAAUACCCCCUCUUUAAGCUGUCUAAUGCCUUUCCUCUGUCUUCUUCUGCUGUCCUUAAUAUUUUGAAGAUACUUUUUGAGGUACUUUUGUGUCGUAUCCCAAAUACACAAAUGGGAGACUCCUGCCUAAUUUGCAUUUUUGUAAAGUAAUGUUUUCUUUUUAUAUGUAUUUAUUGAUAAUUUAUUCAAACACUACACUGGUCCUGUAGGGGGGACUAACGACAUUCACGCUGGUCCUGUAGGGGGCGCAAACAACACUCACGCUGGCUGUAUUUUAAGAUCAUAUAAUGAUAAAUGAACUGUUUUUUAAAUUGUUUUCAUAUUUCUGUGUCUGGGUUCAGUCUUGAUUUAUACCUGGUUCAGUCCUGGUUCAGUCCUGGUUCAGUCCUGGUUCAGUCCUGUUUGUUUCAGAGAUUACCGAAGGCACUUUGUUUUUAUUUCUCCAAAACAAAAUGAUAACAUAUUUGACCCGUUUCCAUGUCGACGCAGCCCUCGUCUUCUUCAUGUACAAGCUACACUCUGUUACUCUCUGUUACUAUGGUUACAGGUUCCCUCACCUGCUUGACUCAUGGAGAUUUCAUUGAUUUGCCAGACGUGUUCCAGAAUAAACAUAUCUGGCAAAUCAAACUAACAUAUCUAGCAUUGUUUUCACUUCCGCGUGCUUUAAUACCUUCAAAAAAUAUUCUAAACUGUGAAUGGGGUCCCCUCUCCAUAGAUCUGACAUGUAAUAUGCUUACCGAUGUCAUGCACUUAUUUCCAUGAUACAUAAGAUCAGUUUAAUGUCAUAGUAUGGAACAUUUCAGGGAUAUGAAUGCAGGACAAGCAUGUGGAGGAGCCUACAUCAGGAAAGUUCCACAGUGCGCCUUUUAAAGUGUUUUUUUUUUUUUUUUUUUUACUUGUUGUAAAACGAACUAGGACUCUGCGUCUUUUCUUGUGUUGGAAGUGUGAACGCUCAUGUCUCAUUUAUUUAAAGAAACAACAGUGUUACUUCGUGAUCCUUGAAUGUUUUAAUAAAUAUUUAAACAUCC
Messenger RNA from Periophthalmus magnuspinnatus, 3753 nucleotides. It is a transcript of the gene b3galt6, whose product is annotated as UDP-Gal:betaGal beta 1,3-galactosyltransferase polypeptide 6. Gene Ontology annotation, cellular component: membrane. Lineage: Eukaryota; Metazoa; Chordata; Actinopteri; Gobiiformes; Gobiidae. Gene Ontology annotation, molecular function: UDP-galactosyltransferase activity. Gene Ontology annotation, biological process: glycosaminoglycan biosynthetic process. The transcript has 2 exons. The record is from RefSeq and is a predicted model, not a curated record. The coding region runs from base 305 to 1336 and encodes 343 amino acids.